Molecule: messenger RNA, 5217 nt
Organism: Nothoprocta perdicaria
Lineage: Eukaryota; Metazoa; Chordata; Aves; Tinamiformes; Tinamidae
Gene: MGAT5
Product: alpha-1,6-mannosylglycoprotein 6-beta-N-acetylglucosaminyltransferase
Exons: 17
Coding region: 262-2487 (741 amino acids)
Biological process (GO): protein N-linked glycosylation
Cellular component (GO): Golgi apparatus
Molecular function (GO): alpha-1,6-mannosylglycoprotein 6-beta-N-acetylglucosaminyltransferase activity
Source: RefSeq, a predicted model, not a curated record
CGCCUCCCCUGCGCUGUGUGUCCCGCGCCCGCCCGCCGCGCUGGCUGCGGAGCGACACCUGCGAGGCGGCAGCAGCGCUUCAGCCGCUGCUCGGUGGCGGCCGGACUUAUGAUAAAAAUGAAGUAUGGUUAUAUACUGACCAAGGAGUCAGACUAAGACUGAGUCCUGCUCUCUGACUUUGCUGUACCUGGACCAUGAACUUGCUCUUUGGCUUCGUGCUUUAGAAACCUUGGCAGUAACUCCGUGAAGCUGCUGGAAAUCAUGGCAUUCUCUCCAUGGAAGCUGUCUUCCCAGAAGCUUGGCUUUUUUUUGGUGACUUUUGGUUUCAUUUGGGGAAUGAUGCUUCUGCAUUUUACCAUUCAGCAGCAAACGCAACAUGAAAGCAGUUCAGUCCUGCGUGAACAAAUCUUGGAUCUCAGCAAAAGAUACAUCAAAGCAUUAGCUGAAGAAAAUAAAAAUGUUGUAGAUGGGCCUUAUGUUGGGACAGUGACAGCAUAUGAUCUGAAGAAAACACUUGCUGUCUUGCUGGAUAAUAUCCUGCAGCGCAUUGGGAAGCUGGAGUCGAAGGUGGAAAAUCUCGUACUUAAUGGAACAGGCGCAAACUCUACCAACAAUACUACCACUGCUGCUCCCAGCCUGGGGACAGCUGAAAAGCUUAAUGUAGCAGAUCUCAUAAAUGGAGCCCAAGAACAGUGUGAAUUGCCUCCUAUGGAUGGUUUUCCUCACUGUGAAGGGAAAAUAAAGUGGAUGAAAGAUAUGUGGCGAUCAGAUCCCUGUUAUGCAAGUUACGGCGUAGAUGGGUCCACGUGCUCCUUUUUUAUUUACCUCAGUGAGGUUGAAAAUUGGUGUCCUCGUUUACCUUGGAGAGCAAAAAAUCCUAAUGAAGAAGCUGAUCAAAAAGCAAUGGCUGAAAUUCGUGUAAACUUUGAUUAUCUCUACAAAAUGAUGUCAAGGCAUGAGGAAUUCCGGUGGAUGAUGUUACGCAUCAGUCGGAUGGCUGAUGCCUGGAUUGAAUCAAUUAAAUCACUUGCAGAAAAACAAAAUUUGGAGAAGAGAAAACGAAAAAAGAUUCUCGUUCAUUUGGGACUUCUGACAAAAGAAUCAGGAUUCAAGAUUGCAGAGAAUGCAUUUAGUGGUGGCCCACUUGGUGAACUGGUCCAGUGGAGUGAUCUAAUCACAUCUCUCUACCUUUUGGGACAUGACAUCAGGAUUUCAGCCUCACUGGCAGAGCUCAAGGAAAUUAUGAAAAAGGUUGUAGGUAACAGAUCUGGCUGCCCUACGCAGGGGGAUAAAGUUGUAGAACUCAUUUACAUUGAUAUCGUGGGACUCACUCAGUUUAAGAAGACUCUUGGUCCAUCGUGGGUGCAUUACCAGUGCAUGUUGAGAGUCCUGGAUUCCUUUGGAACGGAACCAGAGUUUAACCAUGCCCAUUAUGCCCAAUCUAAAGGCCACAAGACACCUUGGGGAAAAUGGAACCUGAAUCCACAGCAGUUUUAUACGAUGUUCCCUCAUACUCCGGAUAACAGCUUCCUUGGAUUUGUGGUGGAGCAGCAUCUGAAUUCUAGUGACAUUAAGCACAUUAAUGACAUCAAAAGGCAGAAUCAGUCUCUAGUUUAUGGCAAAGUGGAUAACUUCUGGAAGGAUAAGAAGGCCUAUCUGGACAUCAUUCACACAUAUAUGGAAGUCCAUGGAACUGUUCAUGGGACAAGCACUGUUCAUAUGCCUGGCUACGUGAAAAACCAUGGUAUACUCAGUGGGCGUGAUUUGCAGUUUCUGCUGAGAGAGACCAAACUGUUUGUUGGUCUUGGAUUCCCAUAUGAAGGGCCUGCUCCUUUGGAGGCUAUUGCUAAUGGAUGCGCUUUCCUGAAUUUAAGAUUCAGCCCACCAAAAAGCAGCAAGAAUACAGAAUUUUUCAAAGGCAAGCCCACACUGCGAGAGUUGACGUCUCAGCAUCCCUAUGCUGAAGUUUACAUUGGGAAGCCUCAUGUCUGGACCGUAGACAUCAAUGAUCAUUCUGAAGUUGAGAAAGCGGUGAAAGCAAUUUUGAACCAAAAGAUUGACCCUUAUUUGCCCUACGAGUUCACGUGUGAGGGGAUGCUGCAGAGGAUGAACGCGUUCAUCGAACGGCAGGAUUUCUGCCACGGGCAGGUCAUGUGGCCCCCACUAAGUGCCCUUCAAGUAAAAAUUGCUGAACCUGGAAAAUCCUGUAAGCAAGUUUGUCAGGAGAGCCAGCUCAUCUGCGAGCCCUCCUUCUUCCAGCACCUGAACAAGGACAAAGCUCUGCUCAGGCACCACAUUGAAUGUCACACGGUGGAGUCUGCAAACGACAUUGUGGUCCCCUCUUUCGACGGCAGAAGGAAGCACUGCGUCUUCCAAGGGGACCUCUUGCUGUUCAGCUGUGCCGGAUCCCACCCAACGCACAGACGGAUCUGCCCCUGCAGAGACUAUAUCAAAGGACAGGUCGCGCUCUGCAAGGACUGCCUAUAGCAGCAGCAGAGCUCCUUGGCGGUGGGGACAAAACRUGAGUAGUUCUGAGAGAAGCUACUUGUUACUUCCUGCACUUUCGUCCAGGUUUCUUGCUGCAGGCAGAGCUAUCAUUGCUGGGCAGAAKUAUCUACUUAGAGAGAAGGGCUUCAUAAGGAACCUCUAACUGCUUUUCUCUCCUGUGAGGACAUUUGCAGCGUAACCCUUCAAUCCUUCGUCCCUUUGAGGAGAGAAGCGAGUUUCACGCUCUGUGGCGGUUCCAAGACAACUGCACGGAACAGUCUGUAGCCAAUCAGACCCAUCAAACUUCUUUGGUUGCUUGGGUGCAGCGAGGGGUUUCUGUUUUCUAAUGAGUUAGGCCGUCCCUCAUCGUGGUUAGUUAAAGGACCUCGACUUCAUUCCAGUAGAAAACUGAGGCAAGGGGCUCGCGGGAGGGCUGUGGGGAGGCUUCGGGUUCUGCUUUGGCUCGAGCGGCCGACAAGCAGCCACAAACUUCCCGCACACCUGGAAUCRUGAGGUAGCUCCAUAUCGUGCCCCAGGUUAUCUGGGCCCAGUUCUCUUCUUUUCUCCUUUUCUCUUCCUUUUCAAGAAGCCCCCCCAACUCUGCAUACAGGCAGCCCUGCAAGCAGCGCGACGAGCACAGGCGGCUGCCGGGGCGCCGCGUCCCGCUGGGCUGGCGGCUGCCUGGCCCUGCGGCACGUUCCGCUGCGGAAAAGCUCCGGGAACGGAGCUGCCAUUUCUAGAUGGACUUGUCCGAGGCCACCGGACCUGUUUAGAGAGUAGUCCUUGGGAUGUGCCCAUGCUUCUGUUGUAGUCUGUCUACUAGAAAUACUGUGUGAAGCAAAAAAUACUCAGCGUUUUUGGAGCAUUAGUAUUGCUAGAGCCUCAGUUUGCUGCGCCUUCCAGUAGUUAGAGCGUUGCUGAAUGACAUAGAAAGGUUACACUAAGCUAGCUAUAAUUAUUGUAUGAUAGAAAUGUAAAAUGUCGUCAUAACUAGCUAGGUUUUUAAAGAGCAAUCUGUUCUGAAGAGCAGCUAAGAGAAGACAAGCAACUUCUAAGAAAAGUCUUGAUGAGUCAUACGGCUUCCUUGGUUGUUUCGGGGAAGGGGUGCUUAUGAUUUUUUACCAAGCAUGCCAGUUAGUUUUUCUUAGAAAAAAGCAGUUCARGAGUUUGGACCUCAAGGCUACUUUUGCUCGGAACAGCCAGCUGAAUCUUCCCAAACACCCCGCGCUGUGUCGGGCGGCCUGUGCCUGUCGUCCGCGCGAGGAGGAUGCUCCGCAGCGCCGCGGCAGCCCCGGCCUGGGCUCAGUGACAAGAGUCUGCAGUGGGUUUUGAAAGCAGAAGCCUCGUGUGUGAGUGACCACACUGGAGGUCACUGGCUUGGAGGUCACUGGCUUGAAGGGCCUCCAGCUGGCUUGAAGGGCCUCACGGCCACCAGAACUAAUGAAACCCAUAGAAACGUCAAGGUCUCUGCUCCUGGCUCUAAUAGGUUCGUGUUUUUCUCGUACCCGACCCUUGUUAUCUGCCUGUGGGUUUUGAUGCAUCUCUUGACCUGCCACAAACCAAACAAGCAGAAUGCUGGGGAGCUCCGGCUGAAUUCCCAAGGCAAGUUAACAGAAAAGAAGCAGCUUAAAGUUUCCCCUUAAAAGCGAGGAAUUUGCAUUUCCAAAUGUUCUGUUUCCUGGCUCCCUGCUCCGGCUGUCGCUGUGCUGUACCACCCCACGGCCCUGCAGCCUGCUCAUUAACUUAAAUUUCAAAAGAUUUUUCACUAUCCAAAAAGACUGUAUGGGAACAUUCAACAGCAGUGUUGCUGCCAGUGACUAAAUGAUGACAAGAAUAAAAUUUCCUGUAUUUUAAGAGUAAAUAUCCAGAAACGGAACAGUUGGGUUAUUUAAUGGGGAGCUAAGGUUUUUGUGUGAAAAGGAAAACAAGCAGAGCCUGGUAGGAAGCCCUUGCAUAUCUAGGCAUUUUGUUCUCGCACCACAAAGGUAGUUUGCAAGUUUUAAUGCCCAGGAGGAGGAUUGGAAGUGGGUGUGAGCAGGUCCAGCAGCUUUUUUUUAUUUUAUUUUAUUUUAUUUUAUUUUUUUUUUUAAUUCAAGGGCUCCCCAGCUCCUCGCGCACGUUUGUGCAACUGGAAAACCCUGUGCUUUAAAGAGAGCAUUUACACUGCUGCCUGGUGCAGGAAGCAAAAGUAACAGGAUUUAUCUUUGACAAUUCAGCCCGAGGCUCUCCAGGCAGGAAUUUAAUAAUUUAGAGUGAGCUAUUAUGGAAUUGCAUUGGCAACCAACAUUUGUAUGUGUGCACUUACAGAAUGCAAAACACAUAGUUUUUGCUGUAGUGUAAUCCUUUGCUGUAAAUAGGUAUCUGCUUGUUCCCACCACUGCUAUAUGGACCACCUGGCAUCCUGCAUUUUAUUUUGCCUCUGAAACUUUAAAGAUGGGGGUUUGAUACUUGUUAUUUUAACAUUUUAUGGUCUAGCGCUUUGCUCAAUGGUAAGUCUGCCUUUAGGGCAGCAGGGAGAGUCUACUACAAGCUCUGGGUUUGGGUUUUGUUCUGUUUUGGUUUGUUUCGUGCUGUUGCACUGUUUCUUUCUAGUCUACUGAACUGAAUUACCGCACGCUGGUAAGAGUGAAACGGCGAACAGCGACUCGGCCUGCGUUUCGGCCGCGGACAGAGCGUGUCAAUUGGCUUCCCAACGRGGUCCGAUCCUAAAAUAAACUGAAAUCUAUAGGA